ACAACCUGGACCCUGGGGCUGGAGGCCCAGGGGCACUCUUAGCCCCUGUACUUUCCUUCCCUCAGAGGGGAGGGUCUCAUCUGAAGAUCCUUGUGCCUGAAGAACUGGACCCCUGGUUUGCUGGGCCCUUCCUUGCCUUUGCUCUCAGACAGCCAGCACAGGGCUCAUGGGGCAGCUGGAAAAGGACUCAGGCUGAAUAGAGAUUGGCUGGGAGACAUCAGAGGGCUCAGGGAAGGAGGCUGGAGGGGCAGCCAGCCAGAGCUGGGCUGGUAGAACACUUGGGGUGAUGAGGGUGUGGAGUGUGCUCACCUGCUGUCUCUUGGCGGGGACUUUGGCCAGCAAGAGGUUUCCACUAGCCAAAGUUCAGAUAGUAAUGCUACUUGGGCGUGGGGCCAGUGGGAGGCUGGACCCUAGAUCUUGGGGCCUAGGAAAGUCAGGCUGGUGACCCUCUGAUGCAGUGUGGUGUGGGGGAGGUGCCCUCACUGUGUCUCUGGUAUCGCCACCCCAGACCGAGGGACACACAGGUACUGCUGGCCACAACCGAAGCAAUGGAACUGAAGAGGCGAGACUACCACGUGGAACGGCCACUACUGACCCAGGAACAGCUGGAGGAGCUGGGGCGCUGGGGCCCAGCCACUGGGGCCCUCCAGUGGCGAUCCUGGUUUCAGUGCUCCCGUGCUCGGGCCCGAGCCCUCCUGCUCAGACACCUCCCAGUUUUGGCCUGGCUGCCCCAGUAUCCUGUGCAUGACUGGCUCCUGGGUGACCUGCUCUCUGGCCUGAGUGUGGCCAUUAUGCAGCUACCACAGGGCCUGGCCUACGCUCUCCUGGCUGGACUGCCCCCCGUGUUUGGCCUCUACAGCUCCUUCUACCCUGUCUUUGUCUACUUCCUGUUUGGCACUUCCCGGCACAUCUCUGUGGGCACCUUUGCUGUCAUGUCUGUGAUGGUAGGCAGUGUGAUGGAAUCCCUGGCUCCAGAUGAGGCCUUCCUGCAGGCCUCGAACUCCACAGUCGACAGGGCGGCCAGAGACGCUGCCCGGGUGCAGCUGGCCUCCACGCUCAGUGUUCUGGUUGGCCUCUUCCAGGUGGGGCUGGGCCUGGUCCACUUCGGCUUUGUGGUCACCUACCUGUCAGAGCCUCUGGUCCGCGGCUACACCACAGCCGCAGCCCUGCACGUCUUCGUCUCGCAGCUCAAGUAUGUGUUUGGACUCCAUCUGAGCAGCUUCUCUGGACCGCUGUCCCUCAUCUAUACAGUGCUGGAGGUCUGCUGGAAGCUGCCCCAGAGUGUGGUUGGCACUGUGGUCACCGCAUUUGUGGCAGGAGUGGUGCUUGUGGCAGUGAAGCUGUUGAAUGACAAGCUGCGGCGACAUCUGCCCCUGCCGUUCCCUGGAGAACUGCUCACGCUCAUCGGGGCCACAGGCAUCUCCUACGGCGUGGGUCUGAAGCACAGAUUCGGGGUGGAUGUCGUGGGCAACAUCCCUACAGGGUUGGUCCCCCCGGUGGCCCCCAGCCCCGAGCUGUUCGCAAAGCUCGUGGGGAACGCCUUCGCCAUCGCCGUGGUUGGCUUCGCCAUUGCCAUCUCGCUGGGGAAGAUCUUCGCCCUGAGGCAUGGCUACCGGGUGGACGGCAACCAGGAGCUGGUGGCCCUUGGCCUCAGUAACCUCAUCGGGGGCAUCUUCCAGUGCUUCCCCGUGAGUUGCUCCAUGUCCCGGAGCCUGGUCCAGGAGAGCACCGGGGGCAACACGCAGGUGGCUGGAGCCAUCUCCUCCCUCUUCAUCCUCGUUAUCAUCGUCAAACUUGGGGAAUUCUUCCAAGACCUCCCCAAGGCAGUCCUGGCGGCCGUCGUUAUUGUGAACCUGAAGGGCAUGCUGAGGCAGUUCGGGGACACCUGCUCCCUCUGGAAGGCAAACCGUGUGGAUCUGCUCAUCUGGUUGGUGACCUUCGUGGCCACCGUCCUGCUGAACCUGGACCUGGGCCUGGCUGUGGCAGUGGUCUUCUCCCUGCUGCUCGUGGUGGUCCGCACGCAGCUGCCCCGCUAUUCUGUCCUGGGGCAGGUUCCAGACACAGACAUUUACAGAGACGUGGCAGAGUACUUGGAGGCCAGGGAGGUCCCAGGCGUGAAGGUCUUCCGCUCUUCAGCCACCAUGUACUUUGCCAAUGCUGAGCUCUACAGUGACGCGCUGAAGCAGAGGUGUGGCGUGGACGUGGACCACCUCAUCUCCCAGAAGAAGAAGCUGCUCAGGAAGCAGGAGCUGAAGCUGAAGCGACUGCAGAAGGAGAAGCUCCAGGCGCAGGCCGCUGCCUCCAAGGCCACUUCCAUUUCCAUCGAUGUCAACACGAAUGAUGGAGACACCGAGAGCAACAGCGUGGAGGGCUCCAAGGCCAAGCAGGUGAGCACAGAGAAUGAACUAGAGGAUACGGCAGCCAGUGGUCAAGAAGGUGCCGAGGCCCCAGACCGGUUCACGCUGAAGGCCCUGGGCCUGCCUCAGCCAGACUUCCACAGCCUUGUCCUGGACCUAAGUGCCCUCUCCUUUGUAGACACUGUGUGCCUCAAGAGCCUGAAGAGUAUUUUCCACGACUUCCGGGAGAUCGAGGUGGAGGUGUACAUGGCUGCCUGCCACACUCCUGUGGUGGCCCAGCUUGAGACCGGGCACUUCUUUGAUGCGUCCAUCACUAAGCAGCACCUCUUUGCCUCUGUCCACGACGCAGUCAUCUUUGCCCUCCAACACCCGAGGUCCAACCAAGUCAGCCCUGUUUUGACCACCAAACUCUGACCGUGCUGCCGCCCUGCCCGAGACUGCCUACCUCUGGGGGUUGUGACGGGGCACCUGUGAGCACCCCUCGCCCCUGCACUGCCUCCCCGCGUCGCCCAGGAGGCCCCUCCGUACGCACAGACACAGACGACUCAGGGAUGGAGGUCCUGGGACUCCGAGCACAGUGCCCUGGGCCUGGGCUGGGGUACCGGCCAGGGCAGGAGCGGAGCGGCAUGUGUAUUUUCAGCGGCGGGAAUAAAGACUCAUUUGCCCAACACAA
Molecule: messenger RNA, 3030 nt
Organism: Pteronotus mesoamericanus
Lineage: Eukaryota; Metazoa; Chordata; Mammalia; Chiroptera; Mormoopidae
Gene: SLC26A6
Product: solute carrier family 26 member 6
Exons: 20
Coding region: 453-2771 (772 amino acids)
Biological process (GO): transmembrane transport
Cellular component (GO): plasma membrane
Molecular function (GO): bicarbonate transmembrane transporter activity; chloride transmembrane transporter activity; oxalate transmembrane transporter activity
Source: RefSeq, a predicted model, not a curated record